This is a messenger RNA of Carassius carassius (crucian carp), 4699 nucleotides long. RefSeq names its product microtubule-associated protein 4. Gene Ontology annotation, cellular component: neuron projection. Gene Ontology annotation, biological process: microtubule cytoskeleton organization; neuron projection development. The transcript has 18 exons. Bases 244 to 3972 code for a protein of 1242 amino acids. Gene Ontology annotation, molecular function: microtubule binding. NCBI's taxonomy places the organism in Eukaryota, Metazoa, Chordata, Actinopteri, Cypriniformes, Cyprinidae. The record is from RefSeq and is a predicted model, not a curated record.
GCGUGUCUAUCAAAAGUGCGCCAGUUGGAUAUGCGUCAUGAGACGCGGAGACACUCCGUCCGCGCCGUGAUUGGAUGACAUGGCUGUCCGUCUGCCGUUUCUGCCCUACGAUUGGCUGAGAGUGUCAGAGGGCGGGGACGUGUGUGUGCGGUCAGUGAAGAGCGCAGGGCGGAUCAGCGUGAGGCCGCGACACCGACACACGCACGAAAAACUCUCUGAAAUCAACGGAAACGAGUAAGAGUCAUGGCGGAUCUGAGCUUGACCGAUGCUCUGACCGACAGCGUUCCUCAGCCUGACAUGGAGAAGAUGGUGGAGAGGGAUUUUAUGGCCACGCUGGAGGGCGAGACCUUCGACGAUCAGGUCGGAGAGACGGUUGACAAGACCAACUUCGUCCCACUGCUGGACAAUGACGGGAAGGAUCCGAGUACAGUAGUCGAGACAGUACAGCAGGAAGUCCAAGGGGCUCAAAACCCUGGCGCCGUGAAUCCACUGAUGCCACAAAGAGAGACGUCUCUUCAGACUGAGCAGCAGACGUUUGGGACACACUUACUAUCAGACUCAGCGUCUGCUUUUCCUGAUCAGUGGAGCUCACAGUCCAGCGCUCCACAGAUGAUGGACAGCAGCCCGAUUGCAGCCUUCACAGGUUUGUCUGAGCCCAGUGUAAUGACGGCGGUGAUCACAGGUGCUGCUCCUUUCCAGACAGAAAGUUUGGUUCGGUCUGGUUUGACUGAAGUGCAUGAGAAACCUAUGAGUCCAGCUGCUCAAGCCACCGAAGCCCCCAAAAUAGCAGCUGAACCCCUGGCAGCCACGACACCCAAGAGCCCACGGGACACACCUGCAGGUGUCUUUGGUGACCACUGGUCCGAUGAGGCCGGCAUUCCAUCUGACCUGCCCUUCACGCCCAGCGUUUCCACCGUUAUUAGUCGCCAUGCCGGUCCUUUAGUAGAGAGCAGCCCACAUGUCACGGCCGACCCUCAGUGGUCCCCAAGAGAUAGUGGGGCAGGAGAUGUAGAGGAAAGGGAAGGUGAAGGAUCUGACCGUAAGAAGGAGAAGAAGAAGAAAAAGCGGAGACCCAGGGAUGAGGUGUACGACUUCCCCACGGAUGUGCAGGGCGAAAGUGCUUUAUCUGACAGCCCCCACCAGCAAUCCCCACGCAAGGAACGGGACCGAGACGGUGGGUGGGAAGAUGGCGGUCACUUUGGGGGGAGAGUCAAGAAGCCAAAAAGCCGUAAGAAGAUUCCCGAGGAAUGGGCGAUCCAUGCAGAGCCCUUUGUCCCUGCUUCGGCUUGCAUGCCACAGGAGUUCGCAACUGAUUUCUCCCAAUCACCCCUUGAAGUUGACAGUGGACUUGUGUCGCUUCCUGAGGACUUCACCGAUGAGAAUCUCAUUCCUAUGUCUCUUACCCAAGAUCUUCUAUCCCUCACGGCCACUUCCCCACCACCCUCAACACAUGUUGAACCUGCAAUGCCCUCUCCAAAGUCUCCCGGACGAGCCCCCGAUUUAUCCCCCCAGCACCCCUUGUCCAUGUCAUCUGGAUUCCAAGAUAUCCUCAUGGAAACACACGAUUCUCUUGCUUGCAAUCUCAGCGACACUCAGCCUUUCGUCUCUCCUUGUGCGACCUUUGAGGAAGCAAUCUUUGGACAAGAUCAAACCUACACCACCCAAGAUUCACCAUUAAAGGAACCCCAGGCGUCCACCCCUGGAAGCACUUGUUUUGUACCCCCAAUGGAAGCACUGAUCUCGGCACCACCGUUUUCUCCAUCUGGACCUGUGUGGUCUCUUAAUAACCACAGUCAACCCUUUGAUCUUGAAGGUGUUGCCUUUGAGACCCCGGUUCCUGCACCUCUGCCUUCGCCCAAGAGCAAAGUCCCAAAGGAACCCAAAUCCAAACAAGGCAAGAAGCCCGGCUCAUCCUCAUCAAAGAGUCCAACCUCCCCUGAAGCAAAGUUGCCAUCUCCCCAGAAUUCCGGACUAAAUCCGGCCGCUCCACCGUUCUUCCCUAGUUUUGCAGAACCUCGGGAGCUCAAAGCAGGAGCGAUCUUCACUUUGGAAGAAAACUCUGAGAAGAACAAGCCGGAGGUGAACAAAAUAAACACCGUCCAGAAGUUCGAUGACUUUAAUGUUGUCAGCAAGACGGACAAAGAUCAGAAAAUGGAAACGGUGGAGGAGAAAGACAAAACUGUCCACACAACCAAAGGAGAAAACACCGAAGCUGUGGACAAAAUCAAAGACGUGGAUAAAUCAGAGAAGGAGGACAAGGAUGAAAUAGCACACAAAGUAGAAACGCCAGUGAAAGUUGAGAAAGAUACUAAAGAUGAGACUGAUAAGAUCACCGAUAAAAUCGAGACGGCAGAAAAGAUUGAUUCCUCUCCAGAGAUGGAGAAAGAGAAGAUUGAGCCGGUGGAAAAGAUUGAGCUGAAGACUGAAAAAGAAGUGAAAGUAGAGAAGAACAAAGAGGAAACGAAAGUCAAGGAGAACAAAUCCGAUCUGAAAGUAGAUGAACAGAAGAACAAAGAAGAACCGGUGAAGGAAGUGGAGAAGGAGAAAGCAGAACAGAAGACCGAACAAGACGAGACCCAAAAGGAGAAAGUAGAACAGAAAACAGAAAAGACUGAGCCGGCUGACAAGAAACCUGCCAAAGCUGAGAAGGACGAGAAAGCCAAAAAACCAGCUGCUAAACCCAAGUCUGUGGUGAGCAACGGUGCUCCUGGAAAAGACCUGACUAGUCCUGAGAAGAAGAGCAAGCCUGUCGCCAGUGCAACCAAACUUAGCUCCGCCAAGCCCCGGCCGAGCUCCGCCUCCAGCGCUACAGCCCCGCCCAAGCGCUCCACCCCUACCUCAACCACCAGUGCACCCGCCCCCCUCAGACAAAAAGCCCCAGUGCCCAAAGCUCCUGCCCCAGCCGCUGGCACCAAACGGCCCUCUACAGCGCCCACACGACCCUCCACUGCGUCCAGCACAGUCACCAGAGAGGUCAAGCCCAAGACGGUCACAGAGAAACGGCCGUCUGUGCCAAAGACUGCUGUGGCUCCGGCUCGACCCGCUGCAGACAAACCUGCGAGCGCAGCACGCCCCGCCGCCAGCGCUCCUGCUGCACGACGCCCCGUUGCAAAGACUGAGAGCAAACCAGGAGAUGAAAAGAAACCAAGCACACUGAAAACUACAGAUGCGGCCCGCUCUAAACCUGCUCCUCUCAAAGCCUCCACCACUACAAGCAGCAGCAUCUCUGCUCGCCCGCGAUCCACCAAAACACCCGUCUCCAGCAGCACUACAGCCGCCGCUGGGCCUGAGAAGAAGCCGGCGGUUCCCCGCGCUCCUCGACCCGCCUCCAGCUCCACCUCCAGCACCAGCGCAUUGACUCGCAGCACAGCGCGGCCCAGCUCCGGCUCCACACCGGCACCCGACACCAAAAACAUCCGCUCCAAGAUCGGCUCCACAGACAACAUCAAGCACCAGCCGGGAGGAGGGAAGGUCUCAGUGUCUCAGAGCUCGCCCUCCAAAGAGACCAGCCAGGGCAAAGUUCAGAUAGUCUCCAAAAAACUGGACUACAGUCAUGUGACUUCUCGCUUGGGCUCCAAGGACAAUAUCAAACAUGUUCCUGGAGGAGGGAACGUGCAGAUUCUCAACAAGAAGGUUGACUUGAGUAAAGUGGCCUCAAAGUGUGGCUCCAAGGCCAACAUCAAACACAAACCAGGUGGAGGAGAAGUCAGGAUCGAGAGCCGUAAGGUCAACUUUAAGGAUAAAGCUCAGCCCAAGGUGGGCUCGAUGGAUAAUGUCAAUCAUGAGCCCGGAGGAGGGAAAGUUAAGGCUGAGGGGGCCCAGGAGACUGCUGGGGGCAGCGGGGCUCCCUCUAGUGGUGUCUCAGCAGGCCCUGCCCAGGAGAAUGGGCUGAAGGAGGGCGCCCCCUGCAGGAGUGAGGAGCUCCGGGACCCACAGGGUCUGGACUCACUCAUCCCUGAAACAAGCAUCUAACUCGACUUUUUGCUAUCACUCUGUCCUCCUCAUUUCCCCCCCGACCGCUUCCUCUCCUCCCCUUCCUUAUGUCCUGUCCCUCCUCUGUCCUGUCUCUCUCUCUCUCUCUCUCUCUCUCUCUCCACACUCUCUGAUGUAGAUUGAGUCUUUCAAGCUAAAUUUCCGCGAGAACGCCCGCUCUCGCACGGACCACGGCGCUGACAUCAUCACCUGGCCCGUUUCGGGCGACCGUCACCUUCUCCGCAGCAGCGUCUCGCUCAACGACUCCCUCUCGACCGCCGGCAUCCCUCGCUCUCUCACCACCCCGAUCCUCUCAUCCUCCCAGGAGCCAGGGGGCGACGUCAGCUCGCUCACCGGACUCCGGACGUGAUUUCUGUCUUCUCAUUGGUCCACUGCUCUCUAAAGCCCGCCUCCUUCCAUUGCUAAGACUCACAUGAUUGGUGUGCUCUCUGUUGGUGAGGCUGUACAGACUACAGUCAUCAGGAUGUGAGCAAAAAAUGCUCAUAUGUAAACGUGUCUGGGUGUGAAAUCUGUUACACUUUAAACUCGCGCUACUCAUCCCUAGCCAUCCGCACACCUGCGACAUCUCUUGUGGUAGAGCAUGAAUCUAGUAUUCAUUAUCAAACCUGCUCAUGCCCAUCUGAUCAUCACUUGCAAACACCUCUGGAUCCAUCUGGACAUCAUCUCUCGCUGUCUUCAAGUCCUCAUGGGAAGUUUGUGCUUAAGC